AUGAUCGAAAAAACCGGCGCUAUCGAACUGGCUAAAUCUUCCGGUCGACCACGUACUGCGCGGACAAAGGCGAAUAUCCAAAAGGUCAAGCAGCGAUUAAAUCGAAAAAAAGGAGCUUCAACCAGAAAGUUGGGCAAAGAAUUGGAUAUGUCGCACAUGAGUGCCCAUCGUAUAUUGCACAAUGACCUGGGAUGUUUUCCGUACAAAAAGAUUCGGGAACCCGCCAUCACCGACAUUCAGAAAGGAAAAUGGGUCAAAUUUGCAAACUGGAUGUUAAAUAAUUUCAAAAAAGACGAAACAAAAAACUGGCUAUUUUCCGACGAAAAAAUCUUUGACUUGAACGGGAUGUACAACGCUCAAAAUGAUCGGGUAUGGGCGAUCAAUCGUCAAGAAGCUGAUAAAAAGGGUGGCGUGAAACAAAUACAUCAAUUUCCCACAAAGAUAAUGGUUUGGCUUGGAGCAUGUGGAAAAGGGCUAACCAAGCUCGUCGUUCUUGACAAAGGUACAGUAGAUCAUGUACGGUAUAUCAGAGAAGUGCUCCCGGUGGCCUUGAAAUGUGGAAAUAAAAUGAUGGGCAACAACUGGACGUUCCAACAAGAUGGAGCCAGUGCUCACAAGGAUCACAACACUCAGCAAUGGUGUGCUGACAAUAUGCCUGCAUUUGUACCCCAUUAUCGAUGGCCACCCAAUUCGCCCGAUUUAAGCCCGAUGGACUACAGUAUCUGGGACGGACUAGUUCAGACAAUGAAUUGGGAUCACGUACGAACAAAAAACACACUGAUUGAAGAAAUAAAACGGGCUGUUAAAAAAAUCCCGGCCCAAAAUGUUUUACAUUCUGUUGAAAAUUUUACUGUACGUCUGCGCCUUAUUUUAAAAAACAAAGGAAAUUAUAUUCGUUGA
This is a messenger RNA of Didymodactylos carnosus, 900 nucleotides long. Lineage: Eukaryota; Metazoa; Rotifera; Eurotatoria; Philodinida; Philodinidae. The record is from the annotation of a GenBank genome assembly.